Messenger RNA from Cutaneotrichosporon cavernicola, 552 nucleotides. RefSeq lists its product as uncharacterized. The record is from RefSeq and is a predicted model, not a curated record. Gene Ontology annotation, molecular function: transmembrane protein transporter activity. Bases 1 to 552 code for a protein of 183 amino acids. Gene Ontology annotation, biological process: protein insertion into mitochondrial inner membrane. NCBI's taxonomy places the organism in Eukaryota, Fungi, Basidiomycota, Tremellomycetes, Trichosporonales, Trichosporonaceae. The transcript has 3 exons. Gene Ontology annotation, cellular component: TIM22 mitochondrial import inner membrane insertion complex.
AUGGCUCAGCCUGGAAACCCAUGGUUGGCACCAAUAUACCUUCCGGGCAGCGAGCCCUACCCACCUGGAACGACUGAGGAGGAGAAGGAGGGAUACCGCCAGAUGCAGAGGUGGACCAAGGUCGGCGGCGACUUUAUGCACUACUGCCCCACAAAGGUGGCGAUGGCUGGUGGUAUGGGCUUUGCGCUCGGUGGUUUCGUCUCGCUCAUGGGCGCGACAUUCGCGCUGGACGACCCACUGUCGCGUGCGAACCAGCAGCUCACGACGGGCGGCAAGACGAUGGCGGUCGUCAAAGACAUGGGUCGCAACAUGUUGUCGCAAGGACGUGGGUUCGCCAAGGUCGGCGCGCUGUACUCGGGUUAUGAGUGUGUGAUUGAAGGGUACCGCGCCAAGAACGACCACUGGAACGGUAUCGCGGGUGGUUUCUGUGCAGGCGCGACGCUCGCACGCAAGUCUGGGCCGUGGGGUUGCUUGCUGGGUGGGCUGGGCUUUGCGGCGUUCUCGGCCGUCAUUGACCUGUAUAUGCGCAAGGUGCCAACCGAGGAGCCCUAG